AGAGGGCGGCGGCGCGCGGGGUCGGCGUCAUGCCUGGGUUGUGGGAGCGGCUGGCGGGCGGCGAGCGGGGCAGCCUGGAGAGCUCCGACUGCGAGUCGUUGGGCAGCGCCUCCGGCUCGGAGGGAGACCCCGACCAGACCUCCCUGCCGGACCUGGAGCUGCUGCACGACCCCGAGGACGAGCUGCUGAGCGCCCGGCUGCUGGAGCUGGUGCAGGCCGCGCUGGGCAGCGCCCCGCUGGGCUCCCGCCGCCGCUCACGCCUCUUGAUGCCGGCCCAGCUCGCCUCCCAGCUGCGGAGCGAGCUGCUGCGCCUGGCCUGCAGCGAGCCGUGCGGGCUGCGGGGAGCCCUCCUCGACCUCUGCGUGGAGCACGGCAAGGCCUGCCACGACGUGGGGCGCAUCGCCGCGGACCCUGCCGUAGUGCCGACCUUCCAGCUCAUCCUGGUGCUGCGGCUGGACUCCCGCCUCUGGCCCAAGAUCCAGGGACUCCUCGCCUCGGCACCCGCCCUCAGCCCAGCCUUCGGCCAGUCCCUGAAGCUCAGCACGGGCUUCACGGUGAUGAAGAAGAAGCUGUACAGCUCCGAGCAGCUGCUGGUCGAGGAGUGCUGAUGGGAGAGCGCUGCCAGCCUGGAAAGCGAGGCGGCCCUCGGUGCCUGCCGUGCUGGCGCGGCCCGGGGUGUUGCCGUGGCCCCGCUGAUGGCCCCGUGCUCUGUGGACCCACAAGGAGGAUGGUGGCUGUGGCCGUGCCCCUGAGCUCGGCGGCAGGGUUGCUGUGGGGGCAGGCGGUCUCCUGCUGAUCAAUUUUGUUUUUUUUUUUUGUAUCAAUGAUUGUAAUCAAUGGGGUUUGUGGGGGAGGGUGUGCGUGUGUGUGUCGUGGGAGUGAGCGACGGCUGAGCUGAGCCCGGAUCACAAGAAACCCCACUGCUGGCAUCUGGCAGCUGCGUUGUGGGUCCUGGUGCGGCAGCGGGGGUCUGAAAUCAUGUGUGUCUUUGUCACGGGGAGAAGCCCGGUGUGUGAGUGGCACGGGGAUGGAGGGCAGGAUCCCUCCCUGAUAUGGCCCGUGUGCUUCAUUGAUUACAGUUACACUCAUACACUUGAUGUUCAAGUGCAAAACUUCCUAUGCAAUUGUGUCAUUUUUUUACUUUUCUAAUAAAACCUGACUCAGUGAUA
Messenger RNA from Lagopus muta (rock ptarmigan), 1169 nucleotides. RefSeq names its product DNA damage inducible transcript 4 (gene DDIT4). The coding region runs from base 30 to 608 and encodes 192 amino acids. Gene Ontology annotation, cellular component: cytoplasm. Gene Ontology annotation, molecular function: 14-3-3 protein binding. Gene Ontology annotation, biological process: negative regulation of TOR signaling; apoptotic process; response to hypoxia. The record is from RefSeq and is a predicted model, not a curated record. The transcript has 2 exons. NCBI's taxonomy places the organism in Eukaryota, Metazoa, Chordata, Aves, Galliformes, Phasianidae.